Messenger RNA from Lotus japonicus, 2481 nucleotides. RefSeq names its product subtilisin-like protease SBT4.14. Gene Ontology annotation, molecular function: serine-type endopeptidase activity. Gene Ontology annotation, biological process: proteolysis. The transcript has 11 exons. The coding region runs from base 180 to 2303 and encodes 707 amino acids. Lineage: Eukaryota; Viridiplantae; Streptophyta; Magnoliopsida; Fabales; Fabaceae. The record is from RefSeq and is a predicted model, not a curated record.
UAACAAAAAUGAGAAUGUUAACAGAAGUUCUCCUGAAGAAGCAAUCUUGGGCUCUAUAUGUGACACUGACUGUGGAAGAAGCAAGUUUCCCCUACCAAAAACCAUGAGACUAAUUAUUUGUAUGGAAGAAGCAAACUAUUCGAAACCUGCUUUCUUAUCCUAUCUUUUCUAGAUUUCUGAUGGUAUUUAAGCUUCUUCUUGGGGACCAAGAUAUAGAUAAUAUGAUAAUGCAUUAUAAGCCUAGCAUGUCACUGUUAAAUUUAAUUUUACAGAAAUUUACCAACUCCCUUUCUCUUCUUUGGCUUCAAUUGCUGCUGAUCCUACUGAGCAAUGCUUCAGUUAUUGGUGCAGAACAAAAGAACUAUUACAUUGUUUUCCUGGGAGCUCAUCCUGUGAGUAGAGAUAUAGCACUAGAGACCCAUUUAAAUAUUCUUUCAGCUGUUAAAGGAAGACUUAGCAGCCACCUUGAAGCCAAAGAUUCUAUUGUAUACAGCUACACACACAGCUUUAGUGCAUUUGCUGCUAAAUUGUCUGACGGUGAAGCCAAGAAAUUAUCUGCCAUGGAUGAAGUGCUAUCAGUAUUACCAAAUCAGUACCGUAAGCUGCACACAACAAGGUCAUGGGACUUUAUUGGCUUACCUUUGACUGCUAAGAGAAAACUGAAAUCAGAGAGUGACACAAUUGUGGCUCUUUUGGAUACAGGGAUCACUCCUGAGUUUCAAAGCUUCAAGGACAAUGGAUUAGGUCCUCCACCUACUAAAUGGAAAGGAACUUGUGACCAAUAUGCUAAUUUCUCAGGCUGCAAUAACAAAAUAAUAGGAGCCAAAUAUUUCAAGAUUGAUGGAAGGCCUGAUCCAUCUGAGAUUUUAUCUCCCAUAGAUGUGGAUGGCCAUGGCACACACACGGCAUCAACAGCAGCAGGUAAUCAUGUCCCAAAUGCAAGUCUCUUCGGGUUGGCCAAAGGGACUGCUCGAGGCGCAGUGCCCUCAGCCAGGUUGGCAAUUUACAAAGUCUGCUGGAGAAUUGAUGGAUGUGCAGACAUGGACAUACUUGCUGCAUUUGAAGCUGCUAUACAUGAUGGAGUGGAUGUCAUAUCCAUUUCCAUUGGUGGAGGGAUUGCAAAUUUUGUACAGGACUCUAUAGCAAUCGGAGCAUUUCAUGCGAUGAGGAGAGGCAUCAUCACUGUGGCCUCAGCUGGAAAUGAUGGUCCAGCUAUGGCAACUGUCUCAAAUAACGCGCCAUGGAUUGUAACAGUAGCUGCUAGUGGAAUUGAUAGGGAUUUCCAGAGCACUAUAAGGUUGGGGAGUAGGAAAAAUGUUUCAGGGGCAGGAGUGAGCACCUUCAAUCAAAAACAAAAACAGUACCCCGUUGUUAUGGGUAUGGAUGCAGCCAGAAACUCAUCAAGCAAGGAAAAUGCUAAGUUCUGCUUUCAAGAUUCCUUAGAGCCAAAUAAGGUAAAAGGAAAGAUUCUAUAUUGUAGAUUUGGAACAUGGGGCACUGAAGCUGUCAUAAAAGCAAUUGGAGGCAUUGGUACUAUAGUUGAAAAUGAGGAAGUUCGAGAUGUUGCUCAAAUAUUCAUGGCUCCUGCAACAAUUGUGAAUAGUAGCAUAGGUCAAGUUAUUACCAAUUAUAUUCAAUCCACAAGAUCACCAUCAGCAGUGAUAGAUAAGAGCCACGAAGUAAAAAUACCAGCUCCGUUUGUUGCUUCAUUUUCAUCUAGGGGUCCAAAUCCAUUAUCCCAACAUGUUCUCAAGCCUGAUGUUACAGCUCCUGGCAUAAAUAUCUUGGCAUCUUAUACACUUAUGAACUCAGUUACUGGUUUAAAAGAAGACACACAAUUUUCAGAAUUUACACUAAUGUCUGGGACUUCUAUGUCAUGCCCUCAUGUUUCUGGAGUAGCAGCAUAUGUGAAGUCAUUUCAUCCAGAUUGGACUCCUGCUGCAAUCAGAUCUGCCAUUAUUACCACAGCUAAACCUAUGAGCCAUAGAGUUAACAAGGAGGCAGAAUUUGCCUUUGGUGCUGGUCAAGUGAACCCUACAAGAGCUGUGAACCCUGGUUUGGUCUAUGAAAUGGAUGACUUUGCUUAUAUCCAGUUCUUAUGCCAUGAGGGCUAUAAUGGUUCUACUUUAUCAGUGUUAGUUGGAUUUCCUGUAAACUGCUCCUCUUUGCUUCCUGGGCUUGGAUAUGAUGCUAUCAACUAUCCAAGCAUGCAACUAAGUGUGAAAAGCAACAGAGGCCUUACAGUAGGAGUUUUCAGGAGAAGAGUGACUAAUGUAGGUCCUGCACCAACUAUCUAUAACUAGGAUUAUACCCGUUUGUCCGUGCAAUGCACGGAUAAUUUUUUACGAACUUCACUGUUAACUACAAUUGUUAAUAAUUUAAUAUAUAUAAAAUAAUACAAUGAUGUAUUUUUUUUUGAACGUCUGAUGUAUUUACUAAAACAUACAAUUUUAAUUAGUCAAGCACGUUUUUUUUUUAACA